Messenger RNA from Chenopodium quinoa (quinoa), 910 nucleotides. RefSeq names its product protein argonaute 4-like. Bases 73 to 513 code for a protein of 146 amino acids. Gene Ontology annotation, cellular component: cytoplasm. The record is from RefSeq and is a predicted model, not a curated record. Gene Ontology annotation, biological process: regulatory ncRNA-mediated post-transcriptional gene silencing. NCBI's taxonomy places the organism in Eukaryota, Viridiplantae, Streptophyta, Magnoliopsida, Caryophyllales, Amaranthaceae. The transcript is spliced from 4 exons.
GUGAAGCAUAGAACAGUUGUGGAUUUAUGGUUAUUUUGAUUUCAUUUUGGUGUAGAUUGUCUGUACUAGAAAAUGGAUGCUGCUGAACAAAAGCAGAAACGAGUUCCUAUGUUGAGGCCUGGCUGUGGAUCAAAAGGGCAGAAAAUUCGACUAUUAACCAAUCACUUCGAUGUCAAGAUUGACAAUACUGAUUACUACUUCUUCCAAUACUCUGUUGCCCUUUACUAUGAAGAUGGAAAACCAGUUGAAGUAAUGAAGGGUGUAGGAAGAAAAGUAAUGGACAAGAUCAAAGAAACAUACAGCUCUGAGUUGGAUGGCAAGGAAUUCGCUUAUGAUGGUGAGAAGACCUUGUUUACUGUCGGUUCCCUCCCAAGGUCUCAUCUGAAAGGAAGGAUGGUAAGAGCAGCCCGGGAGGCAAUGAGAGUGAUAAAAAGAGAAGAAAACGCGUAUCUCAAAGAAAGACUUUUAAGGUGGAGAUCAGUUAUGCAACAGAAAUCCCAAUUAAGGCAAUAAGUGAUGCUCUCCGUGGUAUAGAAUCUGAGGACUUCCUAGAUGCUGUCCGGGUUCUGGACAUAGUACUGAGGCAACAUGCUGCAAAUAAGUAAGUUCAAAUUUCUUACUCCUUGUUCUUUUUUCAAAUUUUGUUUCCUCUUUGUACAUACUGAUGUUCUCUUUUUAUACAUAAGGGGGUGCCUUUUGGUGAGGCAAUCAUUCUUUCACGACAAUAAAAGGAACUUUGAUGUCCUUGGAAGGGGUAUUCUUGGUUGCAGGGGAUACCAUUCAAGUUUUCGAGCCACUCAAAGUGGACUGUCUUUGAACAUGGAUGGGACGCUUACAACGAUUGUUAAGCCUGGACCAUUGCUAGAUUUUCUCCUAGACAACCAGGAUAUACAAUAUUCAUACGAGAUUG